AUGUUGUCAACUCUGAGAAGGGUACAGUGCAGGCGCUUGGAUGAUUUUGAGCUAAGGAAAUGGCUACGGCAACUUUCCAUUCCGAGACGGGUCUCUUUAACGGAAUGCCUUAAUGAGCGUUUAAAUGUCUGGAAAAUUUUGGAAAACGAGAAUUUCAUUGCAAUUUCCAACAAAAAGUUUGGAUUUACUGGAAAUGGGUUUAUCGGAAUGGGUGGUAAUGGAGAGCUGCGACUAAAGACGUCUCGGGUUUUAUCAGUACGAAGUGCCUUUUCUCCCAUUAUUAAUGCAAAAAUUCAGGAUUCAGAAUCGUAUGCUGAAAGUUAUAUAAAUGAUUAUCGUGACGGCACCAUCAUCACUAUACGAUGUUAUCGUAUUAAGGAUCAAUGUGUAUGUACUACGCAACGUGUUUAUGCUCACCGAAGAAGACCACAUCUUUUGAUCCAAGAACUUCAGGCAACAAAUCCAUCGAAUAGUGAUGUUGAAAUCGAGCUGUCUGUAAAAAUUUCGGAAUAUUGGACGCAAACAAAGAGUAAUAGUUUUUCUGAUCCAGUUUAUACGCGUUAUUUUGAAUCAGAUGGAGCACAUAUAUUAGCUGCUGUCAUAUGUACCAAAAUUCCCGCGACUGUUACGGUUGAGCAUAAACAUGAAAUUUCUUUACGCUUUCUGUGCGUGAUCAAUUAUAUUUCACCACUAUCCGCCGAAAAAAAAAAUGAUGAGUUAAAAUUGUUGGCUGAAAGUAUUACCAAGGAACUCACAAAUUACAGUUUAUUGGAUGGAACCCUUCUCUAUCGCGAACAUUCAAUUGCUUGGCAUGAGUUGAAUACGAUUACAUUUGGUAUCUCAAAAUCUCUGGCUCCAAAUGCUCUUAAUGCUGACGAAAUAAAUGCCACGCGUUAUAUACUGCUAUCAAAUAUGCGUGAUCCAUUACUGGAACUUGGAAUUAGUAAAGAGCAAAAGGAGGCAGCAGCAGCAUCAAUGAAGGUAAUAGAUGUGUGUUAUACAGGGCAUUCAACGCUUCUCGUACCUUCUCGUUUGUGGAAGAAAUCCGAUAAUAUUAAUGAAGUCAUUGAAACGAUGGAUAUCUGGUUAUUAACACUGGAGAAGCGUGGCUGUUCUGGACUUUUGAAAGCUGGCGCUAGCGGUCUUGCUGAAGCAUUUGUUCUCAGUCUUCUUGCAUCAAAAUUUUCACGAGAACAUCUGGAAGUAGAUAUUGAUCCGACUGAUUUACUGCGAGAAAUUACUGUUAUAAAUUUAGCUUAUUCUCCUAGUACAAGGGUUUCAAUCAGUAUCCGUUUAAGUAGUGGUAAUCGACCUUAUUUCAUGAUCUCGUCCGAUUCUCAGGUUUUCGCAUGUGAUGCAGCCUGCUUAAAUCAUCCGAUAGCUAUCGGACGCUCGAGUGUACAUAUUCCGGUCAAAGUAACUAAACCAGCUACUCCAAUUUUGUAUAUUUCACACGACAAAAAUCAUCUCGAGCAAUUGCGAGGAACAAUACACGUUGUUGAGGUUAUGGAUGCUCCAGCUCAUGAGCAUGGAUUAAUUGCACUUCACAAACAUGGUCAUCGUUUGGGUGGUCUUCCAAUAAUGUUUUGGUUGAUGCUUGGUGCUUUAAUGAUUGUAUUUCAUUUAUUUCUUUUCAAGUUGCUUUAUUCCGAGUGGAAAAAAGCUGACACAAUGCCGUACAAUUAUUACUUGCGACAACGUUAUCUUCGCAGUCAUUGA
This is a messenger RNA of Acanthocheilonema viteae, 1719 nucleotides long. The record is from the annotation of a GenBank genome assembly. Lineage: Eukaryota; Metazoa; Nematoda; Chromadorea; Rhabditida; Onchocercidae.